AACAAUAACAAUAACAAUAACAAUAACAAUAACAAUAACAAUAACAAUAACAAUAACAAUAACAAUCACAAUAUCAAUAACAAUAACAAUAACAAUAACAAUAACAAUAACAAUAACCAUAACAAUAUCAAUAACAAUAACAAUAACAAUAACAAUAACAAUAACAAUAACAAUAACAAAAACAAUAACAAUAACAAUAACAAUAAUAAUAACAAUAACAUUAACAAUAACAAUUAUAAUAAUACCAAUAUUAAUAAUAAUAAUAACAAGAAUAAUAAUGACAAAAAUAGAUAUACUAAUAAUAAUAGUAACAAGAAUAAUAAUAAUAAUAAUAAUAAUAAUAAUAAUAAUAACAAGAUUAAUAAUAAUAGCAAUAUUAAUAGUAGUGACGGGAAUAAUAAUAUCAAAAAUAAUAAUAAUAAUAAUAAUAAUAAUAAUAAUAAGAACAAGAAUAAU
Molecule: messenger RNA, 456 nt
Organism: Vespa crabro (European hornet)
Lineage: Eukaryota; Metazoa; Arthropoda; Insecta; Hymenoptera; Vespidae
Product: myb-like protein D
Exons: 1
Source: RefSeq, a predicted model, not a curated record